This is a messenger RNA of Pan troglodytes (chimpanzee), 1649 nucleotides long. It is a transcript of the gene BTNL2, whose product is annotated as butyrophilin like 2. Gene Ontology annotation, cellular component: external side of plasma membrane. NCBI's taxonomy places the organism in Eukaryota, Metazoa, Chordata, Mammalia, Primates, Hominidae. The transcript is spliced from 5 exons. Gene Ontology annotation, biological process: T cell receptor signaling pathway; regulation of cytokine production. The record is from RefSeq and is a predicted model, not a curated record. Gene Ontology annotation, molecular function: signaling receptor binding. The coding region runs from base 834 to 1649 and encodes 271 amino acids.
GAUUCUCCUGCCUCAGCCUCCUGAGUAGCUGGGAUUACAGGCGCCCACCACCAUGCCCGGCUAAUUUUUGUAUUUUUAGUAGAGACGGGGUUUCACCAUGUUGGUCAGGCUGGUCUCAGACUCCUGACCUCGUGAUUUGCCCGCCUUGGCCUCGCAAAGUGCUGGGAUUACAGGCAUGAGCCACCGCACCCAGCUGGCAAAGCCUAUUCUAUUGGGAACGUUAGAGAUAAUAACCCACAGAACGGCUUUAAUAUUCCUUCCCUCAUGUCAUAAGAUUAUGAAAGUUUUUCUCUUGUCAUAUGAUUAUUAAAGAUCUGCUGUAAAGAAUAUAUUUUGAUGUUCAACAUAGACAGUCCUGAAAAUUAGGAGACUUCGACUCUCUUGUUUCUGAAGAUACAGUGUUAUGAAAAGGAGAAUGUUAAGUUCUUUCCACAGAAAGGACUGGAAUACAAAUACUUCCAUGAAGAGUGACCUGGCAGUGAGGGAGCCCAUCGGAUGGUGAAUCCAUUGUUUUUUUUGUUGUUGUUUUGUUUUCGAGACGGAAGUCUUGCUCUGUCGCCCAGGCUGGAGUGCAGUGGCACGAUCUCGGCUCACUGAAAGCUCUGCCUCCUGGGUUCAAGCCAUUCUCCUGCCUCAGCCUCCCGAGUAGCUAGGACUACAGGCGCCCGCCACCAUGCCCGGCCAAUUUUUUUUUUUUUUUUGUAUUUUCAGUAGAGACGGGGUUGCACCAUGUUAACCAGGAUGGUUUUGAUCUCCUGACCUCGUGAUCUGCCUACUUCUGCCUCCCAAAGUGCUGGGAUUACAGGCAUGAGCCACCGUGCCUGGCUGGGAGGAUGGUGGAUUUUCCAGGGUACAAUCUGUCUGGUGCAGUCGCCUCCUUCCUAUUCAUCCUGCUGACAAUGAAGCAGUCAGAAGACUUUAGAGUCAUUGGCCCUGCUCAUCCUAUCCUGGCCAGGGUUGGGGAAGAUGCCCUGUUAACCUGCCAGCUACUCCCCAAGAGGACCACAAUGCACAUGGAGGUGAGGUGGUACUGCUCAGAGCCCAGCACCCCUGUGUUUGUGCACAGGGCUGGAGUGGAGGUGACUGAGAUGCAGAUGGAGGAGUACAGAGGCCAAGUAGAGUGGAUAGAGAAUGGCAUUGCAAAGGGAAAUGUGGCACUGAAGAUACACAACAUCCAGCCCUCCGACAAUGGACAAUACUGGUGCCAUUUCCAGGAUGGGAACUACUGUGGAGAAACAAGCUUGCUGCUCAAAGUAGCAGAUCUGGGGUCUGCCCCUAACAUCCACAUGGAGGGACCUGGGGAGAGUGGAGUCCAGCUUGUGUGCACUACAAGGGGCUGGUUCCCAGAGCCCCAGGUGUAUUGGGAAGACAUCCAGGGGGAGAAGCUGCUGGCCGUGUCUGAGCAUCACAUCCAAGAUGAAGAUGGCCUGUUCUAUGUGGAAGCCACCCUGGUGGUCAGGAACGCCUCUGCAGAGUCAGUGUCCUGCUUGGUCCACAACCCCGUCCUCACUGAGGAGAAGGGGUCGGUCAUCAGCCUCCCAGAGAAACUCCAGACUGAGCUGGGUAAGUACGAGGUGGUGGCACACACCUGUGGAGGGAGCCUCUGCCCUCCCCAGCAGAGGGAGGGGAGCUACCACGAGACCAUGUGA